AUGUCUGUUGCUCGCAUCAACGCUGUCUUUUGCGUCCUGUGGAUUCUCCUAUUCGUGUUUUCUGCCAUCUUCUCCUACGAUGAUCCCUCGUCGAUUUUCUUCAAUGCCGAGAAAGCCUACAAGCAGCGCUUCUCAAGCGUGAGAGCAGCCGAGGCAGACGCCUACAUUCGAAAUCCGCCUGCGAGAGUCAUACCGACCGAACCCGUCGACAAGCUGCUGUGCAUUGGCAUUCCAAGCGUUAACCGCACGACAGAAUCGUUCCUCUCUUCCACGAUUGCUACAUUAUCUGAUACCCUAGCACCGGAAGAGCGUGCGUCCAUUCGCAUUGUCGUGCUGCUGGCCGACAAGUCGCCAUCGGAGCAUUUCGCGUACGGACAACAAUGGCUCGAGCCGCUUGUCGACGAGGUUCUUCUCUACGGAGAGCCUCCCGCGGGAAGCUCUGUGUACCGUCGCAUACCUUUUGACUUGAAGGAGGGGAGAACUCGCGGCGAUGGUCGCGUCGAGAACAUGAGGCUUGAUCACUCAGCCCUAGUUGAAGCGUGCAGAGAGCAAGAGUAUCCAUACUUCGCCUUAGUGGAAGACGACAUUGUUACAACACGCGACUGGUUUCCGAGAUUCAAGAAGGGCCUGGCAUACGUGGAACGAAAGACCGAAGAGACCAAGAAGGAGUGGAUAUACCUUCGACUUUUUUACUCGGAGAUUUUGAUGGGCUGGAACAAUGAAGAAUGGCUGUCAUACUCCAAGGUCAUUUGUCUGGUGUACACCGCCGUGCUGCUCAUUUUUUUGCUUGGGCGAAAAUAUGUGCGUGUUGGCGUUUCCAGCAGCGUUUCGCCGCACACGCAGCGAUACCUUGCAGCGCUCAUCUUCGGUCUCUGGCUGCCCGCUCUUAUAGCUCUGUAUUUUCUCUCUGGUCGUCUUUCUGUUAACAGACUUAAUCCAUUCGGGUGGAGUGCAGUGCACGGAGCCCGCGAGAUGCCGCAUUACGGCUGUUGUGCUCAGGGGCUUGUUCUUCCUCAGCGACACUUGGCGGACUUUCAAGCACUGCUGAGGGAUCCUCCCUAUGACUUCCCUGGGGACAUGAUUCUGGAGGAUUACGCUGAAGCCCGUGGAUGGGUCAAAUGGGCAUUGGAGCCGAGUGUUUUCCAGCAUGUUGGGUUCAAGGAAUCUUCUGAUGGAACGCGUCGAGCCGAAGUCUGGAACUUUGGGUUUGAACGGCUAUACAGAAGGUGA
Molecule: messenger RNA, 1230 nt
Organism: Trichoderma reesei QM6a
Lineage: Eukaryota; Fungi; Ascomycota; Sordariomycetes; Hypocreales; Hypocreaceae
Product: glycosyltransferase
Exons: 1
Coding region: 1-1230 (409 amino acids)
Biological process (GO): GPI anchor biosynthetic process
Cellular component (GO): Golgi membrane
Molecular function (GO): glycosyltransferase activity
Source: RefSeq, a predicted model, not a curated record